Molecule: messenger RNA, 1194 nt
Organism: Gloeophyllum trabeum ATCC 11539
Lineage: Eukaryota; Fungi; Basidiomycota; Agaricomycetes; Gloeophyllales; Gloeophyllaceae
Product: protein phosphatase methylesterase
Exons: 8
Coding region: 1-1194 (397 amino acids)
Biological process (GO): protein demethylation
Molecular function (GO): protein methylesterase activity
Source: RefSeq, a predicted model, not a curated record
AUGUCUAACCUCUAUCGCUCGGCGCUUCAAGCGCGCAUAUCAAAGUUACCACAGCUACCGAGCGAUGCCAGUGAAGAGGAGGACGUGGAUGAAGAGGAUGAGGCGAAGAGUUCUAUCGGGGCGCUUCCAGGUCGGAUGGGACCGCCCGCUGCGUGCGCAUCCACCGCGAAAGCCAAAUCCCCCAACCCCGCCUUCGCACCUAUCUCUGCCUCGUCUUACUUUGCUUCCGCCAACCAGGUUGCGGUCCCAUCGCGACAACUCGACUUUCGGGUCUAUUACACGCCUCCGGCGUCGAAAAGCUCCAAGUCUGCUACCGAGGAUGAGCACGGGGAGAGUGGGACUGUGCUCGUGUGCCACCACGGUGCGGGAUUCUCGGGACUGAGCUUUGCAUGUUUUGCGAAGGAGGUGCAGUCGUUGAGCCGGGGUGCGCUCGGGGUACUGGCGCUGGAUGCGCGAAGGCAUGGCAAGACGGUCCCGAUUGACAAUGCGUCUGACGAGGAUCUCUCCGUCGGCGUGCUUGCUGUGGAUCUCGUCUCGUUACUGCAAACUGUCUUCCCUGAUUCGAAGAAGGCACCCGCUGUACUUCUUGUGGGUCAUAGCAUGGGCGGGUCUGUCGUGGUGCAAGCCUGCCCGGAGAUCAUGGCCGCUGGAUACUCUGUUCUGGGUGUGGCAGUCUUGGACGUCGUCGAAGGCACCGCCCUCGAAGCUCUUCCCUUCAUGAACUCCAUCCUGAACGCUCGUCCAGACGGUUUCGACAGUGUCGAAGAGGCGAUAGAAUGGCAUGUGAAGUCGCAUUCCAUCCGUAACCCGACAUCAGCACGCGUAUCCGUACCUUCCAUCAUAGUGCCGUCGAGCGAGGAGACAGGUAAGAAGUACGUGUGGAGGACGCCGCUGAGGAGCACUGGCGCAUAUUGGGAAAACUGGUUUACCGGCCUCUCCUCCCGCUUCCUCGCGACUCGCACUGCUCGCCUGCUCAUCCUCGCGGGGACGGACAGACUGGACAAGGAGCUCAUGAUCGGCCAGAUGCAGGGCAAAUUCCAGCUCGAGGUCGUUGGCGGUGGCGUUGGGCACGUCGUACACGAGGAUGACCCGAUGCGCAUAGCGGAGAUUAUAGUCGAAUUUUGGAGGCGGAACGAACGGGUUGUGUUACCUGGCGUAAAGGGGAAGGUAAUCAAACGGGUAGGAGAAGUGUAG